AUGCCAUUUCUGAGGUGCGGCUCCAUCGCGACCAGCUCGAACCACAUCUCGAAAAUAUUGACGCGGUGGAAGAUGACGGGGUUCAGGGCCUCUGGCGGCAACUUCGACUGGUGGACCUUGCGGACUUUGAGGAACCUACGCUUGCCCACGGUGGAGUCCAAGCCUAAGUCCCCGGUGCCCAACUUGGUCUUCAGGGGGGUCCCGUGGAGCUUGCAGGAGUCCUGGACCUGGUUCCUGAUGUCUUUGUCAUUCGACAAGAGGGCCGACUUGGGGGAUAACCUGCACCCAAGAUCUACUAACCCAGCUUUGAGAUACUUCAUGGCCUCGGGGAAGGACUUGAGCAGGGAAUCGAACGAGCCAACCAUGCGGGCGUGGGCGGCGCCGCCGCCGCGCUUGAUGCUGGUCUCCGACCAGUCUGCGAAACCGUCUUGGGCCUGCUUCAGGGGCGAUGUCCUCUGCACGACUCAGACGGUCACCGGAUGCCCAUUAUCCUUCUUCUUCUUCUUCUUCAAGGCGUCUGGGCCGUUCCAGGGAGAGCUGGUCGUUUGGGAUGCCAGGCUGCGGCAGAUCGAGGAGGACACCCACAGGAAGGUCCAGGCAGCCAUGCAGUCGAUCAAGGAUCGCGUCCAGAGGAAGGCUGGCCCGCGCCAGGUGAGCCGGGCGCCGAUGCUCGAGCAGAUUGCGGAGGCCGAAGAGGAGGAGGUGGACGAGGCGGCUAUCCACGUCGUCAAUUUGGUGUCUCGAUGCGUUGUGGAGCAGCUCGGCGAAGUGGAAGCGCAGUGGACGAGCUUGAUGCUCGAGGUCUCUCGCACUGGACCGCCAGCAUCGCGGGCGGGCGAUCCGUCACCAGAGCGCCUCGACGGGCAGGACCAGGUGGGCGACCUCGAGGACGCCGAGGCUGGCCAGACGGAUCCGGAGGCGGAGGGCCGGGGAGGCGGCGGGGCCCUUCCCCGCAGCGCCGGUCUGGUGCGUGUGGAGGGCGUGGGCGAGGUGGGCCUCGAGGGCACCGAGGGCGGCCAGAGCGAUCCGGAGGCGGAGGACGGGCUGGCUGCCGAGGCAUCCUGCACUCGACCGCCAGCAUCGCGGGCGGGCACUACGACGCCAGAGCGCCUCGACGGGCAGGACAAGAGGGGCGAUUUCGAGCACACCGAGGUCGGCCAGACGGAUCCAGAGACGGAGGACCAGGGAGACUGCGAGGCCAUCUGGACGCGGGAGGUCUCUCCGACACAAGAGCUGCACGACCAGGCGGACAAGCUGGUCGAUUUCGAAGACACCGAGAUUGGCCACAAGGAUCCAGAGAUAGAGGACCAGGAAGACAACAAGGUCGCCUACGACGGCGAGCAGGAGCCCGAGCCCGAGCAGUCCGGGGGCGAGGAGGCCCCCGAGCCAGAGCGGGCGCCGGACCCCGUUCCGUCUGCUUGGCCCCUGCUCAUCCAGGCGGACCCCCCGCCGCACACGGCGGCCCGCGGCACCUCGAGGGCCUUCGCUUCGCCCUCCGACUGGCUAGGCGGCGCCGGCCCGGCCGGCGACCGCCCGGCCGCGGCGGGGCACGCCCGCGGCGUCGCUGGCGAGGGAGCUCUAGCGUCCUGCGCCGAUGCGCUGACGCUGGCUCCUGAGGCAGCCCUGGAACUGCCGCUGCGCCUGGCGGAUGGCCACGUGCCACUCUUCGUAAAGUGGGAAAAGUACCUCGGCAAGGACCUGCGCGACGUGAACUUCGUCCAGAUCGGCGGCAAUUGCGGCACGAACCUGCCGGAGUGCGCCGUGGGAGGCGACCCUAUCUGGGAGUACGCCACCCGAUUCGACUGGAACGGCAUCGUCUUGGAGCCUGUGCCUCAGAUCUUCUCCAAGUUGACCAAAAACUACAAGCCGUAUCCCACCGUGAAGCCAGUGCAGGCGCUCGUCAGCAACCACUCCGGCGUUGGCAAGAUCCUGGACCGUGCGGAGACCUCCCACGAGAUCAGCCUCUCUCGUAAGAAGGGCGUCGAGGUGCCCACCUACACGUUGGAGACCCUCUGGAAGGAUGUAUUCGGCGCAGACAAAGAGAAGGUCGACCUCCUCGUCGUGGAUGCAGAGGGCAACGAGCCGAAGAUCCUGUCCGGCGCGUUCCCAGAGCCGAAGCCGAAGCUGGUGCUCUUUGAGAUCGCCAAUCUUCAGUCUGCUGAGCUCGCGGGCAUCGAUGCCAACCUGAAGAAGGAGGGCUACGUCUUGCUGGAAAACCUGGUCCAUCAGGACAAGGUGGGACUCACGAUGGCUCCGCAGGACGCGCUGUAUGGCCUGAAGGACACGCAGGCGGCGCAGGAAGCGCUGGCAGCGCGCAAGAUCGAGCAGUCCUUGCCUCUCGCCUUGAAGGAUGGCCACGUGCCACUCUUCGUGAAGUGGGAGGAGUACCUCGGCAAGGACCUGCGCGGCGUGAACUUCGUCCAGAUCGGCGGCAAUUGCGGCACGAACCUGCCGGAGUGCGCCGUGGGAGGCGACCCUAUCUGGGAGUACGCCACCCGAUUCGACUGGAACGGCAUCGUCUUGGAGCCUGUGCCCCAGAUCUUCGCCAAGUUGACUGCGAAUUACCUGCCGUAUCCCACCGUGAAGCCAGUGCAGGCGCUCGUCAGCAACCACUCCGGCGUUGGCAAGAUCCUGGACCGUGCGGAGACCUCCCACGAGAUCAGCCUCUCUCGUAAGAAGGGCGUCGAGGUGCCCACCUACACGUUGGAGACCCUCUGGAAGGAUGUGUACGGCGCGGACAAGGAGAAGGUCGACCUCCUCGUCGUGGAUGCAGAGGGCAACGAGCCGAAGAUCCUGUCCGGCGCGUUCCCAGAGCCGAAGCCGAAGCUGGUGCUCUUUGAGAUCUCUUCUUUGCAGCCGCAGGACCUGGCGGGCAUCGACGCCAACCUGAAGAAGGAGGGCUACAUGCUGCUCAAGGAGCUGAAGCACCAGGAUAAGGUCGGCCUGACCAUGCCGCCUCAGGACGCCCUCUACGGCCUGAGCAGUGAGUUCGCCUCGGCGUGA
Prorocentrum cordatum is the source of this 3003-nucleotide messenger RNA. The record is from the annotation of a GenBank genome assembly. NCBI's taxonomy places the organism in Eukaryota, Dinophyceae, Prorocentrales, Prorocentraceae.